Pristis pectinata (smalltooth sawfish) is the source of this 5047-nucleotide messenger RNA. Its product is annotated as EVI5-like protein. The record is from RefSeq and is a predicted model, not a curated record. Bases 284 to 2752 code for a protein of 822 amino acids. The transcript is spliced from 21 exons. NCBI's taxonomy places the organism in Eukaryota, Metazoa, Chordata, Chondrichthyes, Rhinopristiformes, Pristidae.
CCGCCCCCUGCUGUCAGUGUUGGGCCGAGCACUGGAAUAAACAGGAGAGGCGGCGCGCCGGAUUGAGGCCGCGUCGGUGCCCGGGGACAGCGGCACACGGAUGCCAGCUGAUCUCCGAGACGGCAGGCUUGCAUGACAGAGUUUAAAUGGUGAAAGUCCCAUCCAAAAGAUGUUGAAUGUGAACACACGCUGCACCUUGGUUACUCACUAACUUGGAUGGAGAGGGUGACAUUCCCAAGAUAAUAUAAAUCUUGCUGCCAUACAGUUCUUUACCUUCUGAUGGAUGAAGACCCUAACGCUGCAAAGCCUUGUUCCCAUGGCAAGUCCUGCAGUCAGCCCCGAUUCUUCCUCUUCUGAUAACCUCAGUCCAGAUGAAUUAGAACUACUGGCAAAGUUAGAGGAACAAAACAGGUUGCUGGAAGCAGACAGUAAGUCAUUGCGGUCUGUGAAUGGAUCGCGCCGGAACAGCAGCGGCUCGCUUGUGUCGAGCUCCUCCGCUUCGAGCAACUUGAGCCACUUGGAGGAAGACACAUGGAUUCUGUGGGGCCGGUUGAUCAAUGAAUGGGAGGAAGUGCGCAAAAAGAAAGAGAAAUUGCUAAGGGAGCUGAUUCGGAAAGGAAUUCCACACCAUUUCCGUGGGAUUGUUUGGCAGUUGCUUUGCAAUGCAACUGACAUGCCUAUGAAAAACCAGUAUUCGGAGCUGCUGAAGAUGACCUCGCCUUGCGAGAAACUGAUCCGGAGAGACAUUGCACGCACCUACCCAGAGCAUGAAUUCUUUAAAGGACAAGACAGUCUUGGACAAGAGGUGCUAUUCAACGUCAUGAAGGCAUACUCUCUGGUUGACCGUGAAGUUGGAUAUUGCCAGGGAAGCGCAUUCAUUGUGGGGCUCCUGCUCAUGCAGAUGCCAGAGGAAGAAGCCUUUUGUGUAUUUGUGCGUUUGAUGCAAGAGUAUCGGUUAAGGGAGCUGUUCAAGCCCAGUAUGGCAGAGCUGGGACUCUGCAUCUACCAGUUUGAGUAUUUAAUACAGGACCAAUUGCCUGAAUUGAAUGUACAUUUUCGGUCACAGAGCUUCCAUACGUCAAUGUAUGCCUCCUCAUGGUUCCUUACAAUUUUUCUCACUACGUUUUCCCUGCCUUUAGCCACUAGAAUAUUUGACAUAUUUAUGUAUGAGGGUUUGGAAGUAGUCUUCCGCAUUGGAAUAGCUAUCCUUCAGUUUAAUCAAGUGGAACUGAUGCAACUUGAUAUGGAAGGAAUGUCACAGCACUUUCAAAAGGUGAUCCCACAACAGUUUGAUAGCUGUCCUGACAAGUUGAUCCUGAAGGCUUACCAGGUCAAGUACAACCCAAAGAAAAUGAAGAAACUUGAAAAGGAAUACACUACAAUCAAAAACAAAGAAAUGGAGGAACAGAUUGAAAUUAAGAGACUCAGAACAGAAAAUCGCCUCCUAAAGCAGCGGAUUGAAACCCUUGAGAAGGAAAGUGCUGCCUUGGCAGAUAGAUUGAUCCAGGGACAAGUAACCAGGGCGCAGGAAGCCGAGGAGAACUACAUCAUCAAGCGAGAGCUGGCUGUAGCAAAGCAACAGUUCAAUACAGCCAGUGAGAAACUAGAACAAGCACAGAGCACCAUUCAGGAGCUGAAGGAGCUCAGGUGUGAGCAUCGUCAUAAAGAGGAAUAUGUGAUGGAACUGGAACAGUCACGUUUGAGAGAGGCUGAGGCACUGACUGCACUCAAGGAGAUGCAAGAUAAGGUCCUGGAAAUGGAAAAGAGGAACAACUUGCUCCCUGAUGAAAAUAACAUAGUACGGUUGCAAGAGGAGUUAAAGGCACUGAAAUUACGUGAGGCGGAGGCAGUGACUUCUAUGAAAGAGCUACACCAACAGGUGAAGGAUUUGGAUGAGCACUGGCAGCGGCACCUUGCGCGAACUGGUGGUCGGUGGAAGGAUUCUCCGAAGAAGAACGCUACACAUGAGCUACACAACGAGCUGAUGACCGUGCGAUUCAGUGAAGCCCAGGCACAGGCUGAACUGCGAGAGCUGAGGCAUAGAGUACUGGAACUGGAGACACAGAACCAGGUAAACAGCAGCCUUCUGAACCGGACGGAGCAGGCUUGCACUGGUCUGCAGGACAAGCUGCAGUACGUCACAGCACAGAACAAAGGACUGCAGACUCAGCUCAGUGAGACCAGGCGCAAGCAAGCCGAGGUGGACUGUAAGAACAAGGAGGAGGUUAUGGCCAUACGAUUUCGGGAAGCAGAUAGCAUUGCAGCCAUUGCUGAACUUCGCCAGCGUAUUGCUGAACUGGAAAUCCAGAGAGAAGAAGGAAGAAUCCAGGGUCAGCUGAACAACUCCGACUCCAAUCAGAUUAUUCGAGAAUUGAAGGACCAAAUCACAGAAUUAAAAACAGAGAUCCAGCUUUUCAAAGGUCAAGGGCACUUUCAAACCCCGAUGAGUUUCGACGGCAUUCACAUUGUGAACCAUAUGGUGGAGGAUGAUGAAUUCAUUCAAUCCUCUGACGAGGAUCUCUUACCGAGCCCCAUGGGAGUGAGUGAUCUGCAGGGAGAACUGUACCCAAUUCCCCACGGAACCAGCCACUUCCUCAGAGGGCUGGAGAUCUCGGGAAAGGACAGUGAUGGCAGCACCGACAGCGAUCAGGAAGAUCGGAAUUCUGCACUGGAGCUUGAAGCGGACAUGACGAAUCAUGUGAUGUGCAACGACAGUCCAAAUAAGGCGCCAUCCAUCUCUACAACAGUCUAAUGGGGGGGAACCACGUAAUCUAAGCUCUCCUGCAUUCCACCAAAUGAAACUUACUGUGUGAGAGGCCUUCCUGAGCUGCUCAUUACUUCUCUGAUUUGGGUCUAACAUUAAAUUCCACUCACUUGCCAACAAAAUAUGAUACUUGUAGGGGAGUUUUUUGUUUAAUCAGCCGUGUUGCUCUCUGAUCAAGCUGUAGAAUCUGCCAUUUCUUCCCAGUGAGGGAAAUGGGUCUGGAAUUGGGUAAUGUUGAAAGAGUUGUUGAGUUUCUCUGGUAUAUGUGUUCUGAAAUCCAGAUGCCUGAUAGGCAAAAUGUAGCUCCACUGUGGUGCUCGGUUUUCGUGGAGUAACCACCAGUCUUCCAUGUGUGUGUCCCAUGUACAGCACAAAAGCUAACGUCAGCACUUAGAGGUUAAGGGUAUGAGCCUGGUGUUUGUGGCAGCUGUGUUCUUGUCUCUCACAGCCCUGCAGUGGACUCUGCACUUUGGAUUGUCUGGAAUCCCUGCACCAAUAGCUCACCAUUCCUGAUGCCUCGGUAGUCAAACAGUAAAAGUGGCAGUACUGCACCAGUCAUACAUUUAAUGGGCAGCCCAGUUGGUCUAGUUGACAGCACUAAAUGCUCUAACAGGGUACCAGACUGAUUUGGAGCCCACUGGCAAUGGCCAGAAUCUGACCAAUCCCCCGAUUGCUUUAGAAUCUCAUCCACAAUGUAUCUGGUUGAUGCAGAACCUCACUAACACCAUGACUGAAACUAUGCCUUGGUGAUUUUCCAUCACUAGAUGUUGAGUUGACUUCCUAUUAACCAGUUGGAAUUAAGGUCAUCAGUAAACAUAAUGUAGUUAACGAAAAGUUAUUCAAGCAAAGCAGCACUCUUGAAUUUUCCAGUCCACACUGCUUGGAUUCCAUGUAAUUAAACCAGAAACUGUUCACUUGGUUUGGAAGUGAACAUAUUCAUAUUUUACUAUCUGCACAGUAAUAGAAACUGCCCAUUUCUUAAGGGAUUUUUCUAAACAUUAAUCUGGGGACUAUUCUGUCAGCUUGUUUUUUGAGUUUUUAAACUGUGUUUGGAACAAGUUCAUACUGUCUGCACUAGGGCCUUGAGCUUACAAUGUUUCCAAACCUUCUGCCCCAAGCAUAAACAGAUGAAUUUUAGCAUUUCAGAACAGGGUACCCUUUGCCCCUGUUCGUCACGGGACAUGGCACUCUCCUGACUCCUCAGAAAAAAAAAGCAGUUGGUUUGUGUAAAACUCACACACAUACUCUUUGAGUGGAGGCCAUUGGAUCGCUGAUGCACACUCAACAAACCAAGCAUCUUAGUGAUUCCUCCACUUGCAUUUCGCAUGUUUCACCAAAUUAUCUCCCGUGAAAUCUAGGAAAGUAUUAUGCUACUUAUGCAAAUUAUUGGUCACUAAUCCUCCUGCAAGGUAGGCCUGGAAUUUAUGCAAAAUCAAUCACUCAUUUUUUUUAGCACCUCUGUUAGAGAUGAGAAUUUCAUGUAUUCAGCAACACUGCUGAAGAAAGAGGUGGUAGGCUGUCUGUUCAUUAGUUACCUGUCAAUAUUUUUACAAUGACACUCAUUUAGCUUGUGGUACAGUGAGUUUUUCAGUCCUCAGCUUCUAUGCUCAACCCUCGAUAAAACUGCCCAGAUAGUGGAGCAUGGAAUGGGAAGAAGGAUUUUGUAGGUAUCUGAACCUUCAUGUGUAAGAGGGUACAUAUGCCUUUUAAUGAUCAGUACCCCAAGGGUGAGGUCAGGAAUUGCCUGAGCUCACUGUUACAGUAAAUACCUAUCACUAGAUGUUGAGAUUACUUUCUAUUAACCGAUUGGGGUUUGGACCACAAAUAUAUCUGCACAGUAAUAGGAACUGCCCAUUUCUUAAGCAACGUUAUUGAAUUUUCAAGCCCCUUGGUCCUUGGAUAUUAAACAAACUGAUAACGCAAAGUGAAGUUGUUCCUCAGAGAACUGUUGUUCACACACUGCUGCAGAGCCUAACCACACCACCUGUUCCACUGCUUUAUUGGGCUCUUGAUAUCAGCAGGUCUUGCAACAUCAUGCCACUAUCCAGGCACUGCAAGUGGGUUCUCUUGGACUUUGUGUCAUAUUGCAUCAAUAUGAACAUCGUUAACAUAUGAAGUACAGGCACGUCAGUUAAAAUUGCCUCAUUUUAUCAUGACCACUGCUUGGAAGGUCAGAUCCAAAAUAUAGAACUCGUUUUUAUUGAAUCACUUUUUAUUUUUUGCAUGCGUUCUAUAAAUGUGAUGAACAGGGCAGUUUUCAACCUAUUUGAGAAGACUCUGGCU